This is a messenger RNA of Spinacia oleracea (spinach), 2474 nucleotides long. RefSeq lists its product as uncharacterized. NCBI's taxonomy places the organism in Eukaryota, Viridiplantae, Streptophyta, Magnoliopsida, Caryophyllales, Amaranthaceae. The record is from RefSeq and is a predicted model, not a curated record. Bases 630 to 2264 code for a protein of 544 amino acids. The transcript has 4 exons.
GCUAAUUGAGAACCUUUUAAAAACUCAACAGUCUCAUUUCCAUGUGAAUCACUCGCAUUUUCUCUCUCCUACCCUGCAAACAAUUUCCCCCCUUUCUAUCUGUCUGAUUUUUAUUUCCAUUCUCUCUCUCUCUCUCUCUCUCUCUCUCUCUUUCUCAUUCUUCUUGUCUUCCACAACCUGAACGGAGCUUCCUGAAUAUUUCAUAAUCUUCUUUUAUCUUCGGAGGUAUCAGCGAGAUGGAGAUGGUGAUGGAGCUUUCUCUGUCCUCAAUCGCAUCUCUCUCACAUGCCGAACCUUUCUUCGAUCCUCGACUACCUCAACCGUCUCCUAUAACUUCUAUUUCCGUCAAUCCUCGAAGCUGUAAGUUUCGACGCUUUUAAGAUUUCGCUUCUAGUAUUGAAUUUCUUUCAACAUUUGUGUUGCAAUUUCGCCAUCUGUUGAAGCUGAGUCUUUUUCAAGAAAGUAGAAACUUAUAUAAUUUUUCUGCAAGCUGUGAUCAUUUUGGUGUUACUUGUACUUCGUAUUGGGGAUUUAUGUUGAUAAAAUUGUGUUUUAGUUGUUCCGGUAAAUUCUAGGGUUUGUGCUGUGGAAAUUUAGUAAAAUCACGAUUUCUGGUUGAAAUUGAGUUUAUGGUGAUGCCGGAUAUGGAAUUAGGGUUUAUGAAGCCGAGUGUGCCGAACUUAAAGGAACAGCUUGCUAGAAAAUCUUUAAGGAAUGUUAGAUUACAGGGGCAUACAUAUGUUGAUCUUAGAGAAGAUGGGAAACGUUUUAUCUUCUUCUGUACAUUGUGUUUGGCGCCGUGUUAUAGUGAGGAUGUGUUGCUUCAGCAUUUGAAAGGGAACCUUCAUAAGGAGAGGUAUGCUGCUGCUAAAGCCACAUUGAUAGGAGAGAACCCUUGGCCUUUUGAUGAUGGCAUUCUUUUCUUUAAUAAUAACUGUGAUGAUGAGGAAAAAGAUACUCCUUCUCAAGGCAAAGCGAAAAUUAACUUGUUGGAUGAUCGUGAAUUUGUGGGGGAUUUAGCUAUUGUUGUUCACAAUGAUGUGUCAAGAACAACUGGUAAUGGGCAUACAAAUGGGAAUGAAGACAGUAUGGAUGACUGUUUAGGUGAUGACUCUUAUUCUCAUGAUGAAGAAAUUGUUAAUGAGUUGGUGAUUCCCGGAGUUAUUGGUAAGGAAGAAGUUUCAGACCUACAUGUGAGGCUGAUGGGAUAUGGGAAGAUUUCUGCAAGGUUUUUGGAAAAGGACGGGGUUCGUAAUGGUAUGCAACGACUUUGGUGUGGAUGGUUAGGGAAGGUGGAUGCUGCAAGUAAUGACAUUCAUUCUAGUCUGCCCUCUCAUGACUUCGCUAUUGUGACAUUUAGUUACUUUUAUGACUUGGGAAGACAAGGGUUGUUUGACGACAUGAAGACAUUGUUACUUACCGGUGGAAAAGAUAGAAGUUAUGGUGAUGGCUCUAUGAAGAGGAGAAAGAAAUCGUUUUCUGAUUCAGAAGAUGCUAACGAGGCGCUGAGUCAUCAGUGUUAUUCAUCUGGGGAAGAUUCUCAAAGUUCAUCUAUCACAAGUUCAGCUUUGCUUUUGCAACGUUAUGAUGACCAACUUCUGCAGUCUAGAAUCAUAUCUAACAAGACAUUGAGACGAAAAUUGAGAAAGCAGCGUCGCGCAGCAUCUGAAAAAAUGUGUGAUAUCUGUCAACACAAGAUGUUGCCGGGAAAAGAUGUUGCUACUCUCCUGAAUAUGACUACUGGAAGGCUUGCUUGUUCCAGCAGAAAUGUGCAUGGGGCAUUUCAUGUGUUCCAUACUUCAUGCCUCAUACACUGGAUACUAGUGUGUGAGCAUGAAAUGUUCAUGAAGCCACCUGUGCUUCCCAAAGUGAGACGCAGAUCCAAGAGGAAGAUGAAAUCUAAGGUUAAUCAAAUGGGGACAGAUUGCAGACCAGGUACUGGUGUCAAGCGUAAGCAAACUAGGAAGGAAGUUGAAGGAACCUUAUGUCACCAAAUCAAUUCGGUGUUCUGCCCUGACUGUCAAGGGACUGGGUUGCAAAUUGAAGGAGAUGAACUGGAAAACCCGAAUAUACCACUUUCAGAGAUGUUCAAGUAUAAAAUUAAGGUGAGCGACGCACAUAGAGCAUGGAUGAAAUGUCCAGAAGAGUUGGAGAUUUGCUCAACAGGAUUUGCCUUUCCUAUCCAGACUGUUGACGCAGAGGGAAAGGUGGACGACUUGAAGUUGCUACAUCUUUACAGGGCAGAUGAAGAUAGCUGGUGCUAGAGUUUCAGAGAUUUACAUUUUGCUAUCGACCAGUUUGUAGUUCUUGGUAUGAACAAAAUCAGUCUCCGCUUUUCUGUAGAAUUUCCUGGUUUGGUAUGGUCAGCUGUACAUUGAUAAAUUUUAGUAGGAUGUAAAGGUUAGCUGUUGGAAAACAUAGUAGAUUUGUAAAGAAUUAGCUGUGAGCCUCUGUAAAUGAAUGGCCAUUUGGUA